This is a messenger RNA of Helobdella robusta, 3342 nucleotides long. RefSeq lists its product as hypothetical. Lineage: Eukaryota; Metazoa; Annelida; Clitellata; Rhynchobdellida; Glossiphoniidae. The record is from RefSeq and is a predicted model, not a curated record. The transcript is spliced from 28 exons. The coding region runs from base 1 to 2880 and encodes 959 amino acids. Gene Ontology annotation, biological process: cell adhesion. Gene Ontology annotation, cellular component: actin cytoskeleton. Gene Ontology annotation, molecular function: actin filament binding; structural molecule activity.
AUGCCAGUUUUUCAUACUAAAACCAUCGAAAGUAUUUUAGAGCCAGUAGCCCAACAGGUGUCGAAAUUGGUAAUUUUGCAUGAAGAGGCAGAGGAUGGCAAUGCAAUGCCUGACCUCACCAGGCCUGUUCAGGUAGUCAAAAUGGCUGUUGAUAACUUGAUCAAGGUAGGAUACGAGACGAUAAACAACAGUGAAGAUGAAAUCCUGAAACAAGACAUGCCCCCUUCACUAACCAGAGUAGAGGAAUCGUGCAUGCUAUUAGUGGCUGCCGCUGAAAUGUUGAAGGACGAUCCUCUGUCCCCGGCCGCCAGGAAGAAGUUAAUCGAGGGCUCCAGAGGCAUCCUUCAGGGAACUUCCGGCCUACUUUUGGCCUUCGACGAAUCAGAGGUCAGGAAAAUAAUUGGGAUAUGUAAGAAUGUUCUAGAAUACCUGGAUAUCACAGAAGUGGUAGAGAGCCUCGAAGACCUUGUGACCUUUGUCAAGAAUUUGAGUCCGGUUUUGACGAAAAUGGCCAAAGAAGUGGACAGCAGGGAAAAAGAACUGACCCAUCAGGUCCACAGGGAAUGGUUACAGAGGUCGUUGAACCAGGUAAAGCAACUGACCCCGGCUUUGAUUAGUAGCAUUAAAAUAUUCGUUACUACUAAGAAUCAAGGUGGCGCUCCUCUGGCCGACGCAUUGAGCAGUCGAAACUAUGUGACUAGUAAAAUGGCAGAGGAAGUUCACGAAAUUAUAAGAGUGCUACAAUUGACGACAUACGAUGAAGAGGAGUGGGAUGAUGAUGAUAUCACCGUCAUGAAGAAAGCACAGAAUGGCAUUGAUAACAAGAUGAGGCAGGCGCAAGAUUGGCUGUCUGACCCUGAGGCUCUUGUCGGGAGCGCCGGUGAGCACGCAGUUCGAAAUAUCCUCGACUACGCCACCAGAGUGGCCGACAGGAGCGUCAGCGACGACGACAGGGAAGCCAUCUGCAAGUCUGUGUCCAAUGUGGCCUCCAUGAUGGACGCCCUCUGUGAACUUAGAAGUCAAGGACAGGGCAACAGCACCCAAGCCCACUCACUUUCCAGGGGCAUUCAGCAGAUCCUGAAGGAUCUUCAGGACCGCUGCCAGAAAUCCGUUAUCGCCACCGAUAGGAGUAACCUUAGGAAGCCAGCUCAUACCAUAUUAGGAAAACUUGAGCAGGCAGAUAGGUGGAUUGCCAAUCCGUCCGUCGAUGAUAAUGGAUUGGGUAGGUUUGCAUGCAAGCAAAUUGCAGAGGAUGGCGUUAAACUAGUCGAGAAUAUGCCCAACAAUAAUAAACGGUCAGAUAUGCUGCAACUCUGCAAGGAGGUCAAUUCACUUACCGAGCAGCUGGAUGAACUUUCCAGGAGAGGACAGGGUAGUUCACCUCAGGCCAGGCAGACAGCCAUCAUGCUCGCCCAAAAGUUGAACCAGCUUAAGAAUAAGAUUCAACAGGAGCUUGUCGAGAAGGUAGCAGAUCACUUCCUGGACAUUUCGACACCUUUGAAGCUCCUCUCUGACGCUGCUAAUGCACCUUUCGGUACGGCAAAUCGCCAGCAGACGUUUGAAGAUCGCCUGAAGAAUUUCACGGAACAUUCGAGAAAUAUGGUGUCAACAGCCAAGCAGCUCGCCAGGUCUGGGGCAUGCAAUGACAGGAGAACCGUCGAGGGCCUAGUUAUGUCUGCCCAGAUUGUCGAGGACCUGCAGCCGCAGCUGACGAAAGCAGCGCGCAUAGUGCUGAACGAUCCGACCAAUCAGGCGUCGACCGAGCACUUUGACCUACUUAAGAAGCAGUGGAUGGGGGAUGUGGAGAGGCUGAGGGGGCUGGCAGACGAAGCCAUUGAUACUGAUUCCUUCAUUAGGGAGAAUGAGGAGGCCAUCCUGAGAGAGACAGAUAGAACUGAACACAGUGCUUCUGUUGCAGAUUCAACCGGGGUUGUGUCUGCAACUUCCUCCAUUGCUAGGAGAGCUCACAGGGUUCUUCAGGUAGCACAAUCAGAGGCAGACAACAGUGAAGACCCAAGAUACGUUGAUAACAUUCAGCAUGCUGUAGGCGUUCUAAAGAAUGAUAUAGCACCUAUGAUACAGACUGCAAAGGGUUUGGCGCAGAACCCGCACAAUGCGGAGGCUGCUAACCAGUGGAGAAGUGCCAAUCAGCAGCUGAUUGAUUCAGUGUCUAAUGUUCGCCUGGCGGUCAACGAGAGGGGCGGCUACCCCAAACCACCCGAUAUAUCAAGAUUGUAUCUGUCAGAUUAUCAGGACUCACAUCCGCCCCCAAUCCCUCCACCUCCCCACGAGAUGGUCCCACCCAGGCCACCACCCCCCACCGAAACUGAUGACGAGUUUGAAACGUCAUUUCCGAUUCCGCAAUCGAAUCAGCCAAUCAUGAUGGCGGCUCAUGCCCUGCACAUGGAUGUGAAGCAGUGGUCCAGCAGGGAUAAUGAUUUGAUUGUUUCCGCUAAGAGGAUGGCCCUGCUGAUGGCCAAGUUGAGUCAACUGGUCAGAGGAGAAGGAGGCACGAAGAAAGACCUGAUCGACUGCGCACGGUCGAUAGCAGAAGCCUCAGAGGAAGUGACGGCAUUGGCCAAACAACUAGCACAUGAGUGCACCGAUAAGCGAAUGAGAAUGAACUUGUUACAAGUAUGUGAACGAAUUCCAACCAUUGGAACUCAACUGAAAAUUCUCUCCACCGUCAAGGCCACCAUGCUGGGGGCCCAAGGUUCCGAUGAAGACCAGGAGGCGACUGAAAUGCUGGUAGGGAACGCACAAAACCUCAUGCAGAGCGUCCGCGAGACGGUUCAGUGCGCCGAGGCCGCUUCCAUAAAAAUCAGAGUUGAUUCGGGCUACAGCAUUAAGUGGAUUAGAAAGAGGCCGUGGUAUGCCUAAAAUGUCGCCAGACUGUAUCGCUAUUGCUAUUUCUAGGUGGUAUCGCGAUAUCGCUUGUCGCCAGAUUCUCUCGGAGGUUAAUUUAAGAAGCAGUUUUCAACGAACGACGUCAGAAGCAGUCGUGUUUUACUGUCGAAUCCCUUUUAUACCUUCUUGUUACUGGUUUUUUUUUUUUGUUGUUGGAACGAAGGUUUUAUAAAGUGAAAUAAUGAAAUGUAGUAAUAGAAAUAGUUUCACGCACACACACACACACGCACGCACACACACACAGAGGCGGACAAAUACACAGGCAGAAAGACACAGACACACACACACACACAUUUUUUCUGGUUUUUUUUGCAGCAAAUUUCUUUUGGUAUAUUAGUUGUUAAGUGUUAUGCGUGUGCUAACUAUCGAUUCGAUCAUGCUUAUAUAAAUAGCUUAAUUAUGUGAAUUAUGAUUUAAAAUAUUUAUGUUGUAUGU